Messenger RNA from Setaria italica (foxtail millet), 1077 nucleotides. RefSeq names its product putative receptor-like protein kinase At3g47110. The record is from RefSeq and is a predicted model, not a curated record. The transcript is spliced from 3 exons. Lineage: Eukaryota; Viridiplantae; Streptophyta; Magnoliopsida; Poales; Poaceae. Gene Ontology annotation, biological process: protein phosphorylation. Bases 20 to 907 code for a protein of 295 amino acids. Gene Ontology annotation, molecular function: ATP binding; protein kinase activity.
UACACCACAGCUCCCAACAAUGGCAACUGCAAGCUACCCGGUCCCUCUAGUCUUUUUGGCCAUCUUGCUACCAAUCCUAUUGCCUGCUGUCGUUUCUUCAUCUCCAAGCCCAAGUGUAACCAAUGUUAACGGCAGCUACACCGACCUCACUGCCCUGUUGGCUUUCAAAUCGCUGCUCUCUGAUCCUCUCAGAAUCCUCGCCAGCAAUUGGACAUCCAACGUGUCCUUCUGCCAAUGGGUCGGCGUCUCGUGCAGCAACCACCGGCCGCGUGUCACGGCUCUGUGGUUGGCGAACGUGCCCCUCCAUGGAGUGCUCAGCCAACACCUCGAUGUGUCGAUGGCAAUGGAGUAUCUUCACCAUGAGCAUCACGAGGUAGUCCUGCACUGCGACUUGAAGCCUAGCAAUGUGCUAUUUGAUGAAGACAUGGUGGCUCAUGUAGCGGACUUUGGAAUCGCAAAGUUGCUAUUCGGUGAUGACAGCUCCAUGAUCACUGCAAGCAUGCUUGGAACACUUGGGUACAUGGCACCAGAGUAUGGAUCUUACGGGAAGGCAUCACGCAAGAGCGAUGUUUUCAGUUAUGGAAUCAUGCUCCUUGAAGUCUUCACUGGAAAGAGACCCACAGAUCCCAUGUUCGUCGCAGAUUUGAGCAUUAGACGGUGGGUUUGUCAAGCAUUUCCAACUCAGCUUGCCUCUGUUCAGGAUGACCGGCUAUUGCAAGGUGUUUCUUCCUCUGCCGGCAAUCUGAAUGACUUUCUUACGGUGACAUUUGAGCUGGGUUUGAUCUGCUCAAGUGACUCACCUGACCAGAGGAUGUCAAUGAGAGAUGUCACGGUGGCACUGAAGAAGAUUAAAAAGCAUUAUACAGAAUCAAUAAUAUCAGCAACCACGACAAGUGCUACCCUGUGAUUCAACUGUUCUUUCCGUUCCAUCUUCCAAUUAUUUUUCAGUACUUUUGUUUGUCCCGUUGGCCUGUGCCUAUAAUAUAAUUUUUCAACGUAUACUAUCAUUUCUGAAAUAAGUUUGUGUAAACCAUGCAUUUGAUGAUUCAUGGGUGGAGUUCAAAUACUGCAAUCCAA